UCAUAUUGUUGGCCAAGGAUCCUUCCGUCACCAAGUACGACCUUUCUUCCGUCAGAUACUUCUGGUCUGGCGCUGCUCCACUUUCUAAGGAGCUUUCCGAAGCUGUUGCCCAACGAUUGAACGUUGGUGUCAUUCAAAGGUUACGGAAUGACGGAGUCCUCACCUGUAUCACAUACUCCUCUUCUUUCAAAUAUCGUCAAUGGCUCCAUUGGCGAGUUGCUUCCUGGUAUGAAGGCCAGAAUUGUUGACGAGAGUGGCCAGGAUGUUGCACCUGGAGAACGCGGAGAGCUAUGGAUGGCUGGUCCCAAUAUUAUGCUCGGAUAUCUCAAUAUGCCUGAUGCAACCGCAGAGACCAUCGACAAGGAUGGAUACUUGCACACUGGUGACGUUGCUAUCAUGACAGAGGACAAGCAAUGGUAUAUUGUCGAUCGUGUCAAGGAGCUUAUCAAGUACAAGGGUUUCCAAGUUGCUCCCGCAGAAUUGGGGGCUCUUUUGUUGACUGACAAGAACAUUGCUGACUGUGCUAUCAUUGGUGUCUAUGACCCUAGCCAAGCUACUGAGUUGCCCAGAGCGUACAUCAAACUCGCACCUGGCGUUGAAGCGACCGACGCCACUGCACAGGCCAUUACCGAUUCAGUCGCCAAGUCGGUUGCUAAUCACAAGAAGUUGAGAGGCGGUGUUCGUUUCAUCGCCGAAAUUCCCAAAUCAGCGGCUGGAAAAAUCCUUCGUAAGGAAUUACGCGAGUUGGCUAACCAGGAGAUGAAGUCUAGUGUCAAAUCCAAAAUCUAAUCCAUAUCCGCACUGAAUAAUACUCUCUAAGAAACAUAUAAAAUACUUGUCUACAUAAAACCUCUAUAUUUCCCGUGAAUCGCUGCGUUAAUUGUG
Umbelopsis ramanniana AG is the source of this 885-nucleotide messenger RNA. RefSeq lists its product as uncharacterized. Gene Ontology annotation, molecular function: CoA-ligase activity. Gene Ontology annotation, biological process: secondary metabolic process. The record is from RefSeq and is a predicted model, not a curated record. The coding region runs from base 148 to 789 and encodes 213 amino acids. NCBI's taxonomy places the organism in Eukaryota, Fungi, Mucoromycota, Umbelopsidomycetes, Umbelopsidales, Umbelopsidaceae. The transcript is spliced from 4 exons.